This is a messenger RNA of Branchiostoma floridae (Florida lancelet), 1089 nucleotides long. RefSeq names its product protein NCBP2AS2-like. The record is from RefSeq and is a predicted model, not a curated record. The transcript is spliced from 4 exons. The coding region runs from base 51 to 326 and encodes 91 amino acids. Lineage: Eukaryota; Metazoa; Chordata; Leptocardii; Amphioxiformes; Branchiostomatidae.
GUUGUGUAAAACAUUUUAGAACCAACUUUCUCACGAAACCGCUGCCGAAAAUGCCUCUUAGGACAUUGUUAAGGUUUCUAGCAAACCAUCCGCAGGUUGUUGAGAGGUUAUCAGAAACAUACGUCAUCAGGAGACUAGCACAACUCACAGCUUAUGCUAUCACCAGAGGAAAGAUUAGGAUGGAGGAUGAGGUAGCGAGAUUAAGCAAGUCGUCUGAGGGAGCCGUACAGAAGGCAUCUUCCUUUAAAAGCACCUUCAUGAGAGAGAUUCAAGAAGGGAUGAAGGAGGCAAACAAGAAGAUAAAAGAUCAGGAGAAGAACAAAUGACACAUCUGCAAAUGUGAAAGUAGUAAUAAAAGUGCUGUUAGUUGUCAUUUGUUGAGGAGGUACCAGUAUGAAUGCCCUUUGGCAUAGAACAUCUGCAUACCAUUGUAUUUGUAGUGGAUACAAACAUGUACAUGUAACUUCUCAUGUAUGUCAAAGGCAUGUGAAUGUCUCAUACUAAAACAUUUCAGGGAAUAGACAUGAUUAAACAAUGGAUCGGUAAGGACUUGAUAGGCAGAGUCAUCAGGUAUGCUGUGCUUUGGAAUAACAAUCUGUACAGGAUAAUACUGUGCCAGGGCUGUCUCCAGGACCCAUCCCUCCGUCCCAGGACAGAAAUUUGCUUGUUGGUAUGGAAAAAAAUAUUUCCCCAUCUGUCCCAAAAUCUGAACUUCAUGACAUGAAACUGUUGGAAAUCUAUUUUGAUGAGGUUAAAAGGACAUGUUCAGCAAGAAAAAUAUUGGCUCUGAAACAAUGAGUGGGAUAGAAAAAUUUAAAGUUGGAAACAGCCCUGUAUUGUACAAAGGGGAAUGAAGAUUUGUAUUUCUAACGGCAUGGCGUGUGAAAUGGCAAGAAAAUUUGUAAUACCAGCGUUCUCCAUAAUGGAGUAGUGGGGAAUUAUCUCAAUCAUAUUUAAGUGUAAAAUACCCAAAGACUGUUGAUGCAGUUGUCCAAUCUAUGUCUGAAUGAAAUAAUGUCAUGUGUUUAUAGAUAUGGUGUACAGCAAAGUUUGUGGUCUGUCAAUCUGAAUAAAAUGUUUCAGAACAUA